AUGGCCAAGUUCAUCACGCAAGAGACCUUCGACGAAGUGGUCAAGGAGAACAUGGAGGAUUUCGACAUGGAUAGAGAGAGUGCGGCGAGGGAUGCAGUGGGCCAGUUCAACGCUCAAGGAGCUGAUCUAUCCAACGUCGACACGUCAGCCGACGGUGUCCGUAAGGAUGCAAGGGCCACCAUCAGAGACCACGUAGAAAGGCUGCGCGGGUUUGACUUUAACGGCGGGGGGAAGGGGGAGGGGUUUCCUGAGAGCGGCUGCCUGGAGGCGUUGUCUUCGUUAGGAAACAUGUGCCGGGAAGAAGGGGCCGCGGGGGAGUCCAACAGGGCGGCUGUGGGAGAGGCCGGCGGAGUCGGGGCAAUUGCCCGGUUCUUGGGAGGGGACGCGGACGAAUCACCCCCGAGCAGCGUGGUCCUCGCUGCCCUGAACACGCUGCAAGAUGUGUGCCGAUACUCGGAGAGAAAUCGCGACGCGUUCAUCUACACGAACAUGGACCAGCUGACAUCACUACUUCUGCGGUGGACGAACAACCCGUUACCGGACAUAGACAGCCGUAGCGCAAACGGCCCAGACGAUGUCGCCCUAGGCGAUAACGAUGCCCGCGUGGAGGGAACCGUCGGGCCUGAGGCCAUCUCCGGGGAUGGGGAAUCGAUCGACAAAGACAAAGACAAAGACAAAGACAAGGCCUUGCUUGUGGCGGCCGGGCUGAAGACCGUGAGGAUCGUUUGCACCAAGGUGGAGAACAACAAGGGCUCCUUCAUGAGGCGCAAAGGGGCCGACGUUCUCGUGGAAACAUUGAGGCGUUACGGUGCCGGGGAGGGCAGGGAUGCCGCCGUCACCAGGGAGGCGUGUGCGGCCCUGCGAUCGGUUACCUUGGGAGAUGACCGACGGAAGGACUUUUCAGGCACCUACGACAACGUCAAGGCUCUCGUGUCUGCCGGAGUCAUACCGCUCUUGCUGGAGGCCGCGAGAGAUUCCGAGGAGGACUCGGCCACGCUGUCCCCCGUGUUCCUGGCCCUCAAACAGCUCGCGGCCAAUGACGAGAGCGUCAAGCUGGUAGUGGAAAACGGGGGGCUAGACCUCGUGAGCGGGGCCGUCGUGGCCUUUCCGCAGGAGGCGGUGGUGUGCCGCACGGCUCUGUCGCUGUUCCGAAACAUCUCGGCGAACGACGUUCUCAAGACGAGGCUGCUUCACGAGGGAGGGCUGAGGCUCGUGCUUGGAUGCAUGGCACAGCACCAGAACGACAAAACCCUGCAGGAACACGGGUGCGCCACCAUGGCAGCAAUGUCUCUCCGGUCUCCUCCCAACGGAGCGCAGAUCGUACGAGAGGGAGGGAUUACCGCGGUGGUACAGGCCAUGCGAAGACAUCCGACCGUGCAGCCGCUGCAGAGGCAGGCUUGUCUGUGCAUCCGAAACAUUGCCGCCCGAGGGCCGUCGCUGCGCCCCACCAUGCUGGACGAAGGAUGUGAGGCCGUGUUGAGGGAGGCCGGGAAGCUCAGGGGCUGCGUCGACGAGGCGUACGGUGCUCUACGCGACCUUCAGUGCGAGGUGGGGCUGGUGACGAUGGGAGAGAGCGGGAAGGUCCAAAUCGGGGUGACGGCAUUCGGAGAAGAGAAACCAAACUUCAACCCCUCGCUCCAAGAAACGAAAGAUCUGGGGGAGAGGAUAGAGGGUUCCGCAACCGCUCCGGCGCACUCGGGUCACCGGCUCUAA
Molecule: messenger RNA, 1713 nt
Organism: Ectocarpus siliculosus
Lineage: Eukaryota; Phaeophyceae; Ectocarpales; Ectocarpaceae
Source: the annotation of a GenBank genome assembly